Diabrotica balteata is the source of this 1002-nucleotide messenger RNA. The record is from the annotation of a GenBank genome assembly. NCBI's taxonomy places the organism in Eukaryota, Metazoa, Arthropoda, Insecta, Coleoptera, Chrysomelidae.
AUGGAUAACACCAACAAAGAAAAAAAAAACUAUAUGACUGGCCAAUCCUUCGGAGGGAUUGGAUUCGGUAUACGACGAGAAGUGUUUUUUCUAAAUCUCGAAGACGGAUAUUUCGGCUGCCAAGUCAACGAAUCGACAGACGUUUUACAGUUGUUCGAAUUAUCAAAAUUAUGUGAUGGAACGCCGAACUGCUUCCUCGGUUCCGAUGAAUUAACCAAAGAACUUAAAUGUACAGAUAAUUGUCGGAAAAAAAACGAUCACUGCCAAAAGGAUGGAUGUCAAAACGGUGCUUGCCUAGAUAGCCAGUGUCACUGUAACGAUGGGUACGGAGGGUGUAGCUGCGAAGUGCCAGAUGAAAACGAGUGUAAAUACAGACCAUGCGACGUAUUUGCUCAUUGUACCAAUACCCUUGGCAGUUUCCACUGUACAUGUUUUCCAGGUUAUCAAGGAGAUGGCUUCCAUUGCGAGGAUAUAAAUGAAUGCGACGACCCCGCGAUAGCAGCCAGAUGUGUGGAAAACUCGGAAUGUUGCAAUCUUCCGGCUCAUUUUCUGUGCAAAUGUUUACCUGGAUAUGAAGGAGAUGGAGAAGUUCAGUGUGUUGACAUCGAUGAAUGCCGCAAUCCCAACGCUUGCGGUCCAAAUGCUAUUUGUCAAAAUACUCCCGGAAACUACACCUGUUUAUGUCCGGAAGGUUUCCAUGGAAAUCCAUACAGUGGAUGCAUCGACUUUGACGAAUGCCAACACCCACAUGCUUGUGGACCCGGUUAUGAAGGUGACGCUUAUACGACAGGUUGCGGUGACAUGGACGAAUGCUCAAGAUCCCAGCCUUGCGGCCGCAACGCCCUCUGCUCCAAUCUAGACGGAAGCUUUAAAUGCACCUGCCCACCCGGGUUCAUAGGAAAUCCCUUGACUGAAUGCACAGGUAUUUGUUUGGUCAAUAACACCUGCCCUUGUACAUACAAAACUCCCUUGUAUAUAUACACUACAAAUUUCAACAAGUGA